AAAAAAGAACUAUCAGAUGAGCGACGCUACGGUAGAAAUCGAAAUUGAUAAAAUCAAUAUUAAUAAAAUUGAUAUCAAUAACAAUGGAAUUGACAUUAAUAACGAUAGAAUCGAUAACAAUAUAAAUAACAAUAUAAUUAAUAAUAAGCCGCAUAAUGGGAAACCUAUUACAGAGAUAGAGACAUCACCAAAUGGAAAAUACCUCGUUACUUAUAGUGAAGAUGAUCAUUCAAUCGUUGGUUGGGAUGUAGACAAGAAUCAAUUUAAAUUGGAAUUUUCUAUCAAAAUUUCUGAUCAAGUAGGACACAUACGUAUUUCCGAUGAUAAGAGACUUGCUUAUAUAUAUGCCACCAAAAAAUUAGGUGAAAGUGGUAAAAUAAAAAUAUACGACAUGAAUAACGAUCAACAAAUCAAAUUAGAUUGUGACUUUGGUGAUUAUUAUAGUUAUUGUACCUUUAACUUGAAGAAUGAGCUUAUUUUAUAUAAUAAUUUUAACAGAGAUUAUGUUAUGCGAAAAAUUAUCUUGAUAUAUUCCACAAGAACUAAAAAUAACAAAUGGAAGUGUAAAAAAUUAUGCGAGAUACCAGAGGAUAUUGAAUUUAUUAGCAUAUCAAAAUAUGAUAAACUUUAUUUAUUUUCAAAUAAUUCCAUUUAUGAAUGGGAUCUUUUUACUGAAAAAAGUAUAAAAAUAUUUGGUAAUGAUGAGGAGAUGAAAUAUAGCUAUUAUUAUAAUACGUCUGAUAUUAGAAUUUCCGGUAAUGAGAAAUUUAUUUGUAUGAGGAUCGAGAAUAAAAUUACUAUUUAUUCGAACGAACUAGAAUUCUCUACUACUUCUGUGAACGUUAUUCAGUUACGUACGCUUAUUAUACAUCCAGUGUUAUGUCCUCUAUUAUUUCAUCUAUUAUUUCCUUUAUUCAGUAAUAUACCAAAUAAUGAAUUUUGGGAUUCAAUCAUGAAAGAUUGUAGAGAAUUAUGUUUUGGUCAUUUAAAACAACAUGAAUCACCAAAAGAAUUUCUUCCAAAUAACAUUCAAUCUGCAAGCAAUUGCGCAUUUGGAAUUCUAGAUGGAGAUGU
Rhizophagus irregularis DAOM 181602=DAOM 197198 is the source of this 1074-nucleotide messenger RNA. RefSeq lists its product as uncharacterized. Lineage: Eukaryota; Fungi; Glomeromycota; Glomeromycetes; Glomerales; Glomeraceae. The record is from RefSeq and is a predicted model, not a curated record. Gene Ontology annotation, molecular function: protein binding.